CGAUGAUUCGCGUUACACGCCCCACGCAUUUAUUAUACUUAUUUGUCAUUUUUAUUGCAUCCCCAUCCACUCUUAUUCAUAUUAGCUGCAAGGAUGCGUGUAGCAAGAAAACACUUAUCGGAAAAGAUAUUUUUUUUUCAAUUCACAGAUUAUCGCCUGUAACGUGACGCAGAGUGCGUCGAGUGAUCGCGAAAUUUUGCGAAGGAUUUAAGAGAUUAGUAGCUUUGAUCGCGCGUCUCACGCAGAUUCCCAGAUUAGUGCAUUAGCAUCGUUGGCACGCUGGAGUGAAACGUCAUCGUAUGGUGUGCGUGCACGAUUCUCGCAUUCAUCCAGGUUAUGUUGCAUUGUGUUUAUCGCUUGUCAAAUAUACGCAAAGAGAGCAACAAAUAGACGACAAUGUGACCUUCGACCAAUUGUGCGCGUAAACUAUCUCCCUUGUUGAAGUGUUACAUUGCACUGCAAACUGCAGACGCGUCAUAUCGCAAUGAUUUAUUUUCUAUACAACGUGAUGACGACGACGACCUGCUGAGUUCCAUGAUUUUAAUAAUAAUGAUAGCUUGAUAGAACGCAAUCGAAAUUCGUCAUGGCAAGUGCGAGGAGCGAGGAUAAAACUAUUUUAGAGGCAGAGACCAUUUUUCUAUUAAUGAAGAAAGGUUUUCCCAUCUCUCGCAAUGUAAGAGCUCAAUGGCUGCUGGAACAUUUGGAUUCUGUGAUAAGCGUACAGUGUCCAAGUAUAAAAAAUAAAGAGAUACCAGAACUAGAAAUAAUAUCAGUGCUACCAAAAGAUAAGCCUCCUUCUUGGUCUAUAGAUACUAGCCAUCAGUUUCUUUAUAAAGUUGUUUCAACAACUUCAAUUAUAUUUCUGGCGCACAAAUACAGGAUAGUUUUUAGUUUAGAUUUAAGCCCGUCGCUUGCCACUGUUGACAUACAAAAUGGAGAGAUUGUUAUUGAUGAGGUAUGCUUGGCAACAAAGCGGUGUCUUGAGGGUAUAACUAAACCAUUUACGAUACCAGGCAGCAAGCGUAUUAUGCAACCUGAGAUUUAUGUGACUGUGAUAGCUCAUACGCCAUUCUUCACAACCCCAGCACAACAGGUAUUAGUACAAGGAUGGUUGAUUACUGCAGAUAAUGUGAAUUCUCUCACACAAUAUAUAGAGAAACAGUUGUACCUGUUGGAGGAGAGAGUGGCAACUGUUACAUCUAUAGCUAAUCAACAGUUGGAAAAUUUAAGAGCCGAGAGUGAGCGUUUGGUAGGAAGGCUUUUUGAAGAAAGUAGCAAUUGUUUAAAUAAAAAUAAUUGUAAUAUCUCCAUAGUCUCACCGGAAGCCAGUUUUGUAAAUAUGCUGAGAUACGGAAUGCUGGCUCUAACGCUCUUACCCGAGCACAGCUGUGCACACAUGAUAAUAGUCACGGACGGUAUCAUUGGAAUCAAGAACGCUCAAACAUUAGAUUCCAUUAUACAACAGUUACGCGCGACAACGGUCGCGUGUAGCUUUUUAUGCGUAGGUAGUACGUAUGAUCCACAUUGUGCGGAUGGUUUAGUGCCAUAUCAAGAUUUAUUAUAUUUUAUCGCCGCGGCUACACUCGGUAGCUAUAUAUCCUUCACUUCGUACAUUGUACCUGCACAUGCAACAGAUAUGAAUUUUUAUCAUAAACAUUUUUUAUGCUGGCGAUUAUAUCGGGAUGUAUUUGAUGAUACAUCAAAUCGUCACUCUUGUUGGCGAACCGAAAAUAAUUGCUUUCAUGGACAUAAAACUGGUCAGCUCUUGAGGAAGAAACAAAUCGAUGAUAAAGUUACUUGUACCUUAAGCAGUUUGCUAUGCUGUCGUCUAAGAGAAGGAUACUUGAUAAAGAAGGCUAGUGUACGAGAUGACAUUCUUGAAAUAAGUUUCGUGCUGCUAUGGAAAACCAAUGUUUUCUUGGAAUAUCUUGUAACGUGUCCUUGGUCCACAAAAUCAUUGUCUCUAUCUAAUGUGAUACAAUAUACCAUUACCAUAGAAGCACCAUAUGAAUUUUUACAUGAUAUUACAUGCCUAUCGAAAAAGCCGUUGAAUUCACAUUAUCGUCAAAGUGUCAUUUCUCGUUUUUGGACGGCGUUAACGUCAUUAACCGAAAGUGACAAUAUGUUAGCGCACUUCAGCUGGUUUCCAGGAUCUGGAUGGACUUGGUAUAGCGUACCAGAUACUAUCAGAAGCGGGAUGCCAGUGUUUUACUUGUCGUCUUAUCCAUCACCAAGUACAGUACAACUUAGUGACGCUGGCUGCCCGCAGUUUGGACAGAUAUGGCAACCGGUCGUCUCCUUGGAUCCACUUCAAUGGGCGCGUUGGAUGCACACUCAGAGGAUCACGUUGAUCCUAGCUUAUGAUAGACCUUUGCCGAGACAUCUUCACCAAGCGAACCAGAGUGGUCGUUUCCAAUGCGUGCAAAGUCGGCAAGCCGCGGCUGUGCUAUAUGCUAUGCUGAAGAAUUGGGCGACUUUUGUGCUAGUCGAAAAUCAUACGUAUGUUCAAUUCAUAUAUAGAGAAGCAGAGAAACCGCCAGUGUCAUUCUCAUUGAUUCGUAUCAAUUGCAAAGCACUCUGUGUUGUGCUUAAUAUAGCGUUUGCUGGCGGCACCGAGGGUGUCGUCCGCCACAAUGUAGUUGUGGAUCUCGUAGACAGAUUAUCUAAACUCACAUUGCCGAAUAGACCAACGGAGCAACGUGAGAUUCCAUGUUGCACGAUAAUACAUAAAUCGCUCGAAAGAAUUCUCGUAAGAUACGAGCGUAUACCGAGCAAUCUGAGUAUGGUAGUAUUUCCCGACGGGACUCAACCGACCUGCACUAGGACUGCGCUGGGACUAUUAGGAAGUAGUUUAACAAUCACCUUGUCCAGAUAUUUAUAUCACAAUCGAUGGCUGUGGCACGUAAAGCGGCCGUUUGUUCAGACUAUUCCGGGAAUUACUUUACCCAGAUUAAAUAUCACUGCGAUUGCGAGAAUACUCUCUACAAUUACAAAAAUACGUUUGGGUGAAGGCUUUAAUUUUGCGUAUUCGGCAGCUGGUAUCACAAAUAUGGUGCUGGAGGUACAAAUGCAGGGCUUCGGAAACGACGAGAACUUUUAUCCAUGUAUUAUUCAAUAUGUUUUGUUUCCGCCUCACGUUGUGCCGAAUGCGGCAUUAGAGCGCGAUAGUGGCACCGAAGAUGACACAGAAGAAGGUAUCGGUGAAGCGGAAGUGUGGACUGAAGAUUCUGAAGGUUACAGCGAUUUUCAGAUUGUUACAGAGGUUUGGGUUGAGCCUCAAUGUGGCUAUGUACAGAUGCCUACACAGUCGACUGCCAUAUAUAUGCAUCCUUUGCAAUAUCAUCAAUUACCCGAUGCAAUCGCCCGAAUAGACGAGGAAUGUAUUAACGCUUUGUUGACCUUAGAAUACUUGAGCCUUUUGUGCCAAGUAACACCAGCGGAAAAAGAUACCGAUAUCGUAUUUGGGCAAGCUCACCAAGGAAUCAGAUAUCACGGCGUUAUGGGCAUUUCUACGGAUCGUAUUUCGGAAUGUCCUAAUCCGAUUGAGCCUUUGGAAGCGAGGCCGAUCAUCGAUGAGAGGAUACAUCCAAUGUACUUUUCGUUCGACACUCUGAGCAUUUUAUCAAAAUGUCAGCAGGCAGAACUCUUGUUCUCGAUGUUCGCUGAUGAUUCGGUACAUAUCGACGAGGAUAGGGAUAGCGCGAACAGAAUUCUCAUGGGAAACUUUUUGGAGCAUAUGAAACAGUUGCAUAAUAAAGAGUUAUUGUUAACGUCGGCGGAAUCGCAGAGAUUCACCAGAAUGCUUCUUAGUAGACCUCGUGAGAAUAAUUCACCAUUGCCUUUUUUCAUGCAAGGAGAGAAAAACUAUAAAGAUGAUGCAUCGGAUAUUUAUCCGAGAUGGAAGUGUUUCGUUAAGGGAAUUAGCACGACGCAUGUUAUUAUCACGAUAUUACCGGCGACUGAGAAAGAUGUUCGUUUGAUUACGUAUACAGGCGAUAAUUGCACGAGUAAUAAUUCCGAGAAGAAUUGCAAUUCUGAUAUUUUCGAUCUUGAUAUAAAUGAAAAGAUAUCGUCUCCAACAUCGUAUGCAAAGGAUACAAAUUUACCCGACUUCCUGACGUCAGAACGCAGAGAAUCAAAAAGUUUUAAUCAACAAUUCACUACGAAAGCUAACGAAGAACAUAAUUUUGAUAAUGCCGACAAUGAGACGAGUCUUAUUAUUCCUGUAUAUGUGUAUGAUUGUUCGCUAGCAUUAUUAAUCGAUGCGCUGGUCGGUCAAUUGCAAAUGCCUCAGAAUAAAGACAUCUAUCAGGAUCAUACUUUUAAAAUUGGCGAGCAAGUUUGUGAAGAUUUUAUUAGUCUUAAAUCAGAAAGCAACACGAAGCCUUCAUCCCCUGAACCAAAGAGCGAGGAUUCUGACAAUAUUUCUAGCGAUCAACGAAGUUUGAUGGAGCAUUGUAAAUUGUUGAGCUUGGCACAUUGUCAUUGUUACGUGGUUGCGGUUUACAAAUCACUGGCAUUACAACAAUCAUUAAGCUAUGAGGAUAUGGAGUCUGCUGUAGCGCAGUGCGAAGAAAAUCUAAUCGAGAUCAAUAUUACAAAUUAUCUACGAUCGGUGUGCAGACAUUUAAGCAUGUUACCGGAAGACAGUCUACUCGAUCAAUUAAAGAUCUCUGCGUGUAACGACGUUAAACCAUUACAUAGUUUGAUUAAAAACAAAUUUAAAAGGAUUAUGGCAGUUGCAUUUAGACCUGUACCUGCGCAUCCGGAAUUUUAUUACUGUUUACCAUCGUGGAUGUCAGAAAAAUUGGAAGUGGCAUCGCAAAGGACAGAUAGUGAUGAUGAUUUAGAUGAAUUCACAUGUCAUUCUGAAAUGCCGGCUCCAAAGACAGAUAAUUCUUCUAAUCAAGUAAGCCAGGCUGUCAAUAUUACAUGGCCAGCCACGAAUCUUCAUAAUGAGAAACUUUCUCAUUGUAACUCCAAAGAUUCGCUUACAAGCGAUUUCGAAGAGGAAAACACGUGGAACACAAAGGAUCAGCCGCUCUUUCUACAUCUAAGUUGCUCAAUUCGUUUCCACUCCGAGCUUUGUAGUAUACCUGUUAAACUGAUGCCUACUUGUUUCACCGAGAUUAUUCAAAAAAUAAAUGACGGCAAGGAGAGGAAUCUCGCUGACUUAAGUCCGAACGAUCUGAAAGCCACUUUGGACAUCAUUUGCUUGAACCUCCCGAAAGAGGUGUUGGAAGUGUCGUUGGAACGUUAUCCCGCAUUGAGAACAACAUCUUAUUGCAGCGGUUCGCCGGUUGAUAGCAUGCCAAGCGGUAGUAGUCCGGAUGGGAACGCGAAAAACGAAUCGAUGCAGGAGAGAAUACCGCAACCGCCUCAGCAUCAUGCAGUAAUCGGCUUAAAGGACGAGAUCGAAUGGCUGCUGCGAGACGAGACCGCGACGGCACUUUUGGAUCAUCCUUCGCCGAGCGCAGACACGUUAAGAUUCAUAGCGCGACAUGUGUCGGAUUCUAUCGGAAAAUCCAGUUGUUUGAUGGAUAAAGUACCUUUACACUUUGUCUUUUCAUCCGAGAGCAGCGCGCCCAAAUUUUUGAAAGAAUUAAAAAGUCUUGUGCUUGACAAAUAUUGUAUUUAUCAAGAAGCUGAUCUAUUUUAUUUCAUCAAAAAACCGGAAACAAUAGUACUUGAUACAGAAGCAGACACAUUACAUGUAGACGUAGAAGAACCGGAAGUAAAAGAAGAUAAAAUUUUAUUUUUUGAUUAGCAAGAAGAAAUAUCAACAAUGAUUCAAAUAAAUGGUCAAGACUCUGGAGAUCCGCCAGGUUAUUAUUCUGAGAUAUCGAGUAUAGCCGAAGGAAAACACGGAACGGAUGAUGGAUACGAGGGUGACAGUAGCAAUUCUGACGACGAUUAUCAGUGGCUGAUAGAACUUGAUAAGCGCAGAGAUCGUUUGCCCAAUUUCUGGCUAAUUUUAAGCGUCGAAAGUAGUCAUGUUAAUGUCUACUUUCACUGCAGAUUUUUGGAACUUUCCUCGCCAGAAGUGGACUGUUAUUUGCAAAUACAGAAAAUGUUACUCGCUCAAAUCAAAGCUAUAUGUCGGCGAGUAAAUCAGUAUUUACUUUUACAAAAUCUUCAUGAUACUCGCAUAUGUGAUCUACUGUUGGAACCUGAAUCAACCGAAGAUUAUAAUACUUGGAGAGGAGAAAGCAGCGGUGAGUCUGGAAAUCUUUUUCAGAAUCAUACUUCUUUGACUUCUUCGAAUGUUACACCAGGCAUGUUCAGAUGCCCCGUCAUUUGGGAAGAACCUUUUAAUCUUCAUCCCCGCUUAAAGACUGGGCCUGGGAGAUCUGGGUUAUCGAGAGGGAUCAAAGCUCUACAUGGUGUAUUAAACAGGCUCUCCGUUAAUAAUCGAAACAACAUGUUUGUAUAUCAGGAGAAUAACGAGAAUGUAUUUUAUCUGCGACUACACGAGCAAACAAAUGACGGGAAACCUCUACAGAAUAAAUUGUCCGAGAGCGAUGAAAAGUUGGUCGUCUCGCGCAGUAACAGCGUUGCGUCCUUAUCGCAAGCUAAAGGUAUCGGCAGUCUAACGAACGAUCAUGUGAUAUCGAAUGAUACUCGACCUAGGGUUCGUUCGUUUGGCGAGAAGGAGUCCGAUAUCUUGAACAGAUCCGGUGAUUCAAUUAUUCUGAUGGUACAUGGAAUAUCGGAAGCUGGUCCGGAAGUCAAACGGGACUUGGUGCAAGUAUUGCAAAAUCGUCUCGAUGAUGCGGUAUUAGAGGUGCUAUCCGUAAUGUUGGCGCGCAAUCCGAUGUGUAAAUUGACACCGGCGGAUGUGCACUUUAUACAAAAACCAUACAAGUCUCCGGAAUGUAUAGUUCAAUUGUCAGUGCAACCACAUUGUUUACCAUAUAUAAAUGCUUUAGGAUAUUAUCUGAGACAAAAUAUACUACAAUUUUUAUAUAUACCGAAAUAUACAGAUCUUGGCACACACUAUCACUUCCAGGAUUAUUCUUCGCUAGAUGGUAUUAGAAGAAGGGUAUCCGAAUCUGACAUUUUUUUGUAUAAUCAAAGUCAUUCGAGUGGGAGUAAAGGUAUAGCUUGCAUCGCGUUAGCCAUCAUCGAUGGCAAAGGAGAAUCCGUAGUGGAUGAUUACAAAUCGAACUUUCUUAAAUUAUUCAGAGUCGAAAAUUUCGAAAAUAUUGUAUCAACUAACGUUUAUGACCAUAAAAGCGAGUUUAAACCAAACGCAGAAGCAUUGAUCGAAUUUCGAAUUUGGAAACAAGGUAGAGUCAAUCUGGAAUCCUUAAUUCUGAAAUUGUCGUCUGCUGUGAAACAUGGCACUUGGGACUUGGUCACAGAAUAUAAUUUGCUAGCUACACCAUUGACGGAACCAAUAGCUGCCAAUUCUUCACUGGUGAUUACAGAAACUACAGUGAAAAAUAAAGAUGCACAAACGCCUUUAAAAAUGUCACAGUCACAGAAAGAUGUUAAUAAUUUGACGAUUAAUCAAUACGAGCUCGGCGAGGAAGGAAAGUUGAAUGAGAUUUAUCACACUACACUAGCGCAAUGGUUUCAGUUUGCACUAGAAAUGGGUGUUCCUGCUGUCAAGAAGCACGAAAUAAUUAUUCACCACAGACAUGCGAUUCCUGUGAUCGUGAGAGAAUUACAGAAUCUUAUACGUUGUCAAGAUCCAGACACAUCUAGUAAAGUUUUCAUUUUGCAAGAUCGACAACCAUUCCUGAACCAAUACGUUGUCUUACAUAAAGCAUCCAGAUGGUUUGAAGAUAUUCGGAAUAGCUCAGAUCAAUCGACGGCAGAAAAUACGAACCAAAAGAACAUGAAUUCACCCAUCUAUGUGCCGCAUGAAUUUAAUAAAGACGAACAAACGACUUACAUCAAAUGUAUUUUAGUUGCAAGAAAUUUUCAUCAAUGGAAGGCAUCUUUGAGUAAAGAAAUAGAUCCGGAAUUGCUUGCUCCUAAAGAUCAAAAACAAUUGCAAAAAUUUAAUCCCUUAAUAUCGGAAUCGAAUUUUGUGCCUAGACAAAGGAUAUUGCUAGCUAAAAUAUCAAGUGAUAAUAUAAUUAUCUAUAUGUACAACUGGUCUAAGGAGAAAUCGGAAAAGUUAAUAAAACAAGCAACGAAUUUAGGUACGUGGCUUUCUUCUAGGUCGAGUCUAUUCACCAACAUAAUUAUGCAAAAGUUGGGUAUAUUUCAUCACAAACUCAUCCGGGAACCACAGCAGAGAGAGCACAGUUCUCAGUAUUACCAAAUCAACGAUAUGGAAAAUCUUGCGAAAUUUCCAAGUCAGUCGACCGAUAAUAAAGAUUGGACGCGAUCAAGCAACCGGGCGCAACCGACGAAGAACAACGCGUUUUCCUGGGUUCAAGUGGUCGGACAAGCGAUGCGCGAUGCGAAACCAAACGUUCCGCAUCCUUAUAACACAACAGACGCGAUCGUCAAGGCUGCUUACGAUUUACAGGAUUUGCGACAUCGGGAAAAGAAGAUCAAAGAGGACCUGGAAAAAUUGUACGCAAUGUGGCAGAGUCGCACGCCCAACAUAUCGCUGAACGCUUUGAACACGUUCACGCAACAUUCUCGUCUAAUACAUUUUUGCCAUACGCCUCUCCUCUUUUUACCAGCCUGGCGCUUGCAGUCCGCCGCCACGAGAGAUCAUUCAUUGACGCCGUCACAAGCAUCGUCUAGUUUUAGUAUGAAUGGCAACGUGUUGCAUCAACAAUCGCUGCAAGUAGCGCAGUCGAGACAAGAAGCGACGAAUGCGAUUAUGAUAAAGUGGCAUCAAGAACUCUGCAAAUCGAUGUUGUCCGAAUAUAAACAGUAUCUGCAGAUCUUGGGCUUCAAUCCGAUCCAAGUGGAGUCGCCGCAUAAAACAGACGAAGAGCGUGCACAGCAGCAAUCUUAUUACCUCAAAAAGUCGAUGUUGGGCGGCAUUUUAUUGUUCGAAAUCCACUUGUCGCAACCAUUUUUUAUCGUCAAAUUGCACAUCAUCGAGUGUAAUCGUUUGCAAACGAAGACAAGUAGCGGUAUGGUGAACCAGUUUGUAUUAAGCUUCGUGGACGUUUGCGACAAGAUUCAAAUCAAUAUGCAUUUGCAUUCGUUUACGUACGAUUUUCAUUUGCGUUGUAUUCAUUCUUAUAUUGCUGGAACUGGACUGUGGUCCUUGCAACAAGGUUAUCACCUCACUCACUUCAUGGAUGACUUUAUUAAAUAUUACAGUAAGGCACCGAAUUAUGCCAGGAACUUGAUAUAUAGCGACGUAAUAACGAUACACAAUAUAGCGAUACCAGCACGUACGUUAUUUUCGUAUUUACUUUCACACGAGAAAGAGUACAGUAUGCGCGUAUUCGUAAUGUCCGACGAGCUCCAAGAAUCUCACGACAACGAAUACGUCUUAAUUAAAUUGCAAAGUACUCCACUGGUUAGUUAUUGCGACGCUCAUGAUACCAGAUAUACUGACGACUUUGAUGUAGCGCUGAUCGUGUCACGUGUGGAGCAAUCGCCGCAACUGGAAAAGACUGAGAUCACUUUGAAAUAUUAUUUGAUGCUGACGAGCAAGAGAGAAUUGUAUCCGAAAAGAGAGGUGGAGAACAAUAAGUUGGGUAAAUUUAGAACUGUAUAUAGUGUGGGUAAGUCCACAACCGGAUCGUAUACAGAGAACUCGAUGGUCGAGUCUAGUUCGGUAUUGCAGAUACCAAAACCAUUCAUAAGAGACAAUUCCACAACGGAAAUAUGCAUCGAUCAGCAGGAGAGAACAGUUUUCGAUUCAAAUGGCCCGACUAUUAAAGACAGUGAUGUUAAAAUGGCGAACUAUAAUAUUCACAAUAAUCUGGCGCCCACGCCUCCACCGGUUCCGAAUUCUCCCCUAGCGCAAAACUCCAAUGUCAAUUCAUCAUCGUCAUCGUCGCCGCACUUGGUGCAGAUUCGUCAGGAAUCGGUCAACUAUCUCGGUUAUUAUUCGUCGCACGAACAGCUCAUGCAACAGAUGAUCAUGUCACAGGCGCAUGCUGCCCGUCAACAUAUAACAAAUAUGGUGGAACGCGGCGCAUUGCAGUGUCGAACGCAUUUACUUUGGGAUAAACUUUUGGAAAAUAAGUCUUCGAUGACAUAUACAGAGUUCAGCGAACUUUGUUCGUUGGCUCAUAUAGAACCCUUGCCAAAUCUCGACCCUAGGCUUGGUCCGCUCGUCAAUCAACCUGUCUCUUGGUAUCAAGCUUUAUCCAAAGUGUUACAAAAUAAAUAUCAGGAGCAUCACAAACAGUUUAUCACGUCUGAUGGAAACGUUACCCAUCAUCUUAUAUUACAUCCGACUCUUCUUCAAGCGUUCAUGAUGCUGACUAUCGAUUUGCAUACAUCGAGAGGAGACUUAUGCGCCGUUUACCGGAAAUCCACAGAAAUCAAUAUACCGAUGAACAUGGAAGACGUUUAUGCUCUAGUCGAAGGUUUUGUAAAUGCUUGUUGCUUCCACUUGUGGAUGGGCCUUUGCAGCCAGUGAUAACACAUUCCGGUCGUACAAUGCGACGAGAACAUGCAUUGCUUCUGAAAUUUUUGAUGUACUUAUACAAAAAUGACAAUGGGCAGUGUGUAUCAUUUACUGAUUUAGCAAAUUACCUUCUAAAUCGGCACAUUAAUUAUUAAAAUUAUGGAUUAUUACACGACGUUGUAAAUAUGAAAUAUAUAUUUUCAUGUUACAUACAUUAAUUCUCAUGUAGUUAAUCUUGAUAAUAAUAAUAAUUUAUUCGAUAAUACAUAAAAUUAAGCUAUCUUAAAAGGAGACUAAGAAUUGUAAACGCAGCAUUAUCAAUUAAGUCUAUUCUCAGGAAAUUCAAAAGUUAGUAUAAUUAAGGACUCUGUGCAAUAACAAAAGAAUGCAACUUUUUUUUUAUAAGAAAUACAACAUUCACUUUAUUCUGCGAUUCCUAAUCAAUAAUUCCCUAACAAUUUCGUAAGGAGCUCAGUAACUACAUAAUAACGGUGCCUGUGUACGGUGUUUCGCCAAUAUUGUCCCGUUCGAUGUGUUUAUAAAGUAAUGUCUGUUCAACUGGAAACUUUAUUUCGUUUAGAUCUCAAAAGAAAAAAAUUACACUUGUUUAACAUCACAUUUCGAAUGAUUAAUAUUAAAAUGAUAUUUAAUUAUCAUUAAUAUUAAGAAUUAGUCAUAAUUAUUAAUACUAAUAGUGUACAACCAUACAUUUUUCAAGGGAAGGAUAGCGUUCAUAUUGUUGUUGAAAUUUUUUAGUUAGGCUCAAUAUCUCUCUCGUUCGCUUG
Messenger RNA from Formica exsecta, 11289 nucleotides. Its product is annotated as KICSTOR complex protein SZT2-like. Gene Ontology annotation, cellular component: peroxisome. The transcript has 25 exons. NCBI's taxonomy places the organism in Eukaryota, Metazoa, Arthropoda, Insecta, Hymenoptera, Formicidae. The record is from RefSeq and is a predicted model, not a curated record.